This is a messenger RNA of Sphaeroforma arctica JP610, 811 nucleotides long. RefSeq lists its product as hypothetical. The record is from RefSeq and is a predicted model, not a curated record. NCBI's taxonomy places the organism in Eukaryota, Ichthyosporea, Ichthyophonida. Bases 152 to 472 code for a protein of 106 amino acids. The transcript has a single exon.
GUGUGAAGCAAAUUGAAAUAUUCAUCCAACAGGAGGGCCGAGGCAUAGCCUUAUUCAGUGCUUAGCCUCCUAUAAAGACAGUCGAGGGUCUAUAAGAUAAUUGGUUCGCAUUCGAUCCCUUCUUGUAAAACAGUUUAUACACCCAUUCGCAAUGGUCACAAGCGCACAGCCGCACACACUAAGAAUCAAGGAUAAGGAUGUGGUCUAUGACGUGCACUCGGAUGGGAAGGACGUUAUCCAUGCGGCAUGGGAGGGUGUUUCCCCAGCCACGCAACUGGCGCGUAUCAACCUGAUCACACAGGGUUUGUCGUUUGCCCGGUCAAGUAACUUUCGAACGGAGAAAAAUAAGAAUUGGUCGUCAAGGUUGACUGUGGCUGAUGCAUGGGGUACCGCCCGUUAUCAGCAGCAGGAGGCUGAUGAUGGCCCGGUGGCAGGGCAGUGUGCUCUCCAGGGAGCGGCCUCGCUUUUGUGAGGUUCAGAUGCCAAGAGGCAUGCCUUCGGCAUGGCUGGCGGCUGGUGAAGUUUGCGACGAGAGUGAGGCGCGGGUAGGGUGCGUGAAGAGCGUGUAGAGCGAGUGCAGGCUGGCAACGGAUCAAAGGGCGCGGCAGGCGUACCUCUGUUCGGUGGCCUAACCCCUGCGUUGGGCGCGGUAGCCAGGAGGUAAGGUCUAGGGCUUUUGUCCUGGCCGCAGGUCUCAGAUUUUUGAGAACAUCAAAAUGUGUCACUGUAAAACACAGUGAACAUUUUGAGACCAGUGCUAGUAGACCAUGGUCUUACUAAUCAAAGAAAUAUUGUCUAGCUGGCAUUAGGC